Messenger RNA from Glycine soja, 1778 nucleotides. Its product is annotated as soyasapogenol B glucuronide galactosyltransferase-like. The record is from RefSeq and is a predicted model, not a curated record. Bases 63 to 1544 code for a protein of 493 amino acids. Gene Ontology annotation, molecular function: UDP-glycosyltransferase activity. The transcript has a single exon. Lineage: Eukaryota; Viridiplantae; Streptophyta; Magnoliopsida; Fabales; Fabaceae.
CUCUCUCAUUUUCCCAUACCAAUUCAGUACUUUCUGAGAAACCAUCGAUUAUUAUCAUUACAAUGGAUCGUUCAGAAUAUCAAAUUGAGGAUGAUAACCUGAAGCUUAAGGUUAUCUUCCUUCCAUUUUUAUCAAUUAGUCACAUAAUUCCCAUAGUGGACAUGGCCAGAAUCUUCGCCAUGCAUGACGUGGACGUCACUAUCAUCACCACCACGUCCAACGCCGCGCUUUUCCAAAGCUCCAUCAGUCGCGGUCAAAACAUCAGGACGCAUGUCAUGAAAUUUCCGGCCGAACAAGUCGGUCUUCCUGUCGGCGUUGAAACUUUCAGCGCCGACACGCCACCUGACAUGUCACCGAAAAUCUAUGCUGGCCUCGAGAUUCUGAGGCCAGAGAUCGAAAACCUCUUCAAGGAGCUACAAGCUGAUUGCAUAGUGAGUGACAUGUUCCACCCUUGGACCGUGGACACCGCAGAAAAACUAGGUAUUCCUAGAAUCAUUUUCUACGCCGCGAGUGUUCUGUCACGUUGUGCUGUGCACUCGUUGGAGCAACACGAGGUUCACACCAAAGUGGAGUGUGACAGUGAGAAGUUCACGUUGGUAGGUUUGCCGCACGAGUUGGAGAUGACGAGGUUGCAGUUGCCGGAUUGGAUGAGGAAGCCGAACAUGUAUGCAAUGUUGAUGAAGGUGGUUAAUGAUUCCGCUAGGAAGAGUUUUGGGGCAGUGUUCAAUAGUUUUCAUGAGUUGGAGGGUGAUUAUGAGGAGCAUUACAAGAGGGUGUGUGGAACCAAGUGUUGGAGCUUGGGUCCGGUUUCGAUGUGGGUGAACCAUGAUGAUUUGGAUAAGGUUGAAAGAGGACACCAUGUUAAAACACAAGGAGAAGAAGAAGGGUGGCUUGAAUGGCUUAAUAAAAAGAAAGAGGGUUCUGUUUUGUAUGUUAGUUUUGGGAGCUUGAAUAGGUUUCCUAGUGAUCAACUUGUUGAGAUAGCUCAUGCACUUGAAAGUUCUGGUUAUGAUUUCAUAUGGGUGGUGAGAAAGAACAAUGAUGAGGGUGAGAAUAGUUUUAUGGAGGAGUUUGAAGAGAGAGUGAAGGGAAGCAAAAAGGGGUAUUUGAUAUGGGGUUGGGCGCCACAGUUGUUGAUAUUGGAGAACCGUGCAAUUGGGGGGAUGGUGAGUCACUGUGGUUGGAACACGGUGGUUGAGAGCAUGAAUGUAGGGUUACCAAUGGUGACAUGGCCUUUGUUUGCGGAGCAUUUCUUCAAUGAGAAGCUUGUGGUUGAUGUGUUGAAGAUUGGGGUGCCAGUGGGGACCAAAGAGUGGAGGAAUUGGAAUGAGUUUGGGAGUGAGGUGGUGACAAGAGAGGAGAUUGAAAAGGCUAUUGGUGUGGUCAUGGAUGGUGGAGAAGAAGGCGAAGGAAUGAGACAGAGAGCCAAGGCUCUUAGUAAUGCGGCAAAAAAGGCUAUAAAGCUUGGUGGGUCUUCUCAUAACAAUAUGAUGGAACUGAUUCGGGAGCUCAAGGAAUUGAAACUCAGGAGGAAGGCUCAAUAAAUUAAACAGUGCCUAGUCCCAAAUCAUCACAUGUUUUUCUUUAAUUAAUAAAAGUUUAGGUUUGGAAUCGAUUAACAUGAUUAGGAGAUCGAGUCUGAACAUUCCAUGAAACACUUAAAAAAGUAUUUAUAAUCCAUCAAUAAAAUUCUCACAACCACCGUAAAAGUUAAACUCACGAAUGUGAGAUGUGAAGGUUAUCUACCAACUAAAUAAACUUUUUUCCUUUCAUCAUUA